GUUUCCAUUGCCAUGGAAAGCAGAACCGGGGCAAGGGGGAGGAGGACGACAACCCAGUCUGUCUUUACUGCCGCGGUUUAGACACCCGAAUUGCUCGACGCCAAACUGGGGAAAGGAAGUGACAUUGUAUCAUGCAUGCCACUGAUCCCAGGGGAAACUCCCCUGCUUUCCUACAACCUCAGAAUGGGAACAGCCAUCGAUCUUCAGGUUAUGUACCAGGAAGGGUUGUUCCAUUACGCCCACCACCUCCACCAAAGAGCCAAGCUUCAGCCAAAUUUACCUCUGUCAGACAAGAAGCCCAGGCAACCUUUGCAUUCUCUCCUGAGGAGCAGCGCUCACAGAGAGAAAACCGAAAACAGAAGAGACACAAAAAUACAUUCAUUUGUUUUGCUAUUUCCAGCUUUACAUUUUUUGUUGCACUUGCAGUCAUUUUAGGAAUAUCCUCAAAAUAUGCUCCAGAUGAAAAUUGCCCUGAUCAAAACCCUCGACUCAGGAACUGGGAUCUAAAACAUGAUCCUGAAAAGCAAGUCAUUAUCAAGAAAGGAGAUUGGCUUCGCUUAAACUCAGAUGUUACAGUGAACUCUAUAGUCAUCCAGGAUGGAGGGUUACUUGUCUUUGGUGAUGAUAAAGAUGGAUCCAGAAAUAUUACUUUGAGGACUCGUUAUAUCCUGAUCAAGGAUGGUGGAGCGCUUCAUAUUGGAGCAGAAAAAUGCCGUUAUAAAUCCAAAGCGACCAUUGCCUUAUUUGGCAAAUCGAAUGAAGGUGACAGUAUGCCAACAUUUGGCAAAAAAUUUAUUGGUGUGGAAGCUGGUGGGACCCUGGAGUUACACGGGGCUUGGAAAACAUCGUGGACGUUCUUAGCAAAGAAUCUGCGUUCCUCAGGGCUGACCUCUGGUUCUUAUACUUUUGAAAAGUCCUUUAACCGAGGUCUCAACGUGAGGGUCAUUGACCAGGACACUGCUGAAGUUUUGAUGUUUGAUAGGUUUGAUACCCAUGAGUACCAAAAUGAGAGCAGGCGACUUCAAGAGUUUUUAAAAUCCCAGGAUCCUGGCCGGAUUGUUGCUAUUGCUGUUGGAGAUUCAGCUGUCAAAAGCCUCCUGGAUGAAACUAUCCUGACCAUCCAAAAUCUUCUGGGAAGUAAGCUGAUCAAAGGAUUGAGCUACAGGCAAGCUUGGGCUUUGGUUGCUGUCAUUGGUGGUGGAAGUGCCUCUUGCAAUGAAUCAGUGAGAAAUUAUGAAAAUCACAGCAGUGGAGGGAAGGCUCUUGCCCAAAGAGAAUUUUUCACAGUUGAUGGUCAGAAAUUCGCUGUAACAGCUUAUAGUGAAUGGAAUGAAGGGGUAUCCCUUUCAGGUUUCCAGGUAGAAGCCAUAGAUGGAGUAAAGCUACAUUUGGUGGAUGAUGUCAGCAACUGGAAACCUGGAGACCAGAUUGUGGUGGCAAGCACAGACUAUUCAAUGUACCAAACAGAGGAAUUUACUCUUCUUCCUUGUCCUGAAUGCAACAACUAUGAGGUCAAAGUCAAAGAAACCCCUCAGUUUCUGCAUGUGGGAGAGAUGGUUGAUGGAGUAGAUAUGCGGGCUGAGGUUGGAGUUCUUAGCCGAAACGUGGUGAUCAGAGGAGAGAUGGAACCCUCCUGCUAUGCUGACAACCAGUGCCAAUUCUUCAGCUAUGAUACAUUUGGGGGACAUGUCCAGAUUCAGAAAAAUUUCACCUCAGUUCAUCUUUCCCAUGUGGAACUAAAGCAAAUGGGGCAGCAGCAUCUGGGGAAAUACCCGGUGCAUUUUCACCGAUGUGGCGAUGUGGAUGAUAAAGGAGGUUACAGACCUCAGACUUACCUGGAUGGUGUAUCUAUUCAUCACUGCUUCUCUAGAUGUGUUACUAUCCAUGGAACACAUGGUUUGCUGAUAAAAGACACUAUUGGCUUUGACACACUAGGUCAUUGUUUCUUCUUGGAAGAUGGCAUUGAACAAAGGAAUAUUUUGUUCCACAACCUUGGGCUUGUCACCAAACCAGGCACUCUUCUUCCCACUGACAGGAAUAACACCAUGUGCAUAGGCAUUAGAGAGAAAGUGUUUGGAAAUUAUGUUCCUGUGCCUGCUACAGAUUGCAUGGCUGUUUCAACAUUCUGGAUUGCUCAUCCCAAUAACCAUCUGAUAAGUAAUGCAGCUGCUGGCUCACAGGAUACUGGAAUAUGGUAUUUAUUCCACAAGGAAGCCACAGGGGAAUCCAGUGAAUCACAUGGAUUAACCAAAGCAGAACUUACACCACUGGGUAUUUUUUAUAACAACAGGGUUCAUUCAAAUUUUAAGGGUUUGUUUAUUGACAAAGGAGUAAAAACAUCCAAUGCUAGUGCUUCUGAUCCGAGAGAGUAUCUCUGUUUGGAUAACAGCGCAAGAUUUCGACCUCAUCAAGAUGCAGACCCAGAAAAACCUCGUGUUGCUGCACUCAUUGAAAGACUCAUCACUUUUAAAAAUAAUGAUCAUGGAGCAUGGGUCCGAGGAGGAGAUAUUAUCAUUCAGAAUUCAGCAUUUGCAGAUAAUGGAAUAGGAUUAACCUUUGCCAGUGAUGGAAGCUUCCCUAACGAUGAAGGUUCUAGCCAAGAAGUAUCAGAAUCUCUGUUUGUUGGGGAAAGCCAGAACUAUGGCUUUCCAGGUGGUCAGAACAAGUACGCAGGCAUUGGAGGGAUAGCCAGGAGACUUCGGACUUUGCCUAGGAACAGGACAUUUCCAAUUAGAGGUUUUCAAAUUUAUGAUGGACCUAUUCAUCUUACCAGAAGCACAUUCAAGAACUAUAUGCCAACAGCAGAUAGAUAUAGCAGUGCCAUUGGGUUCCUAAUGAAGAAUGUCUGGCAGCUAACACCCAAGAAUAACAUCUCCCUGGUGAAGUUUGGUGCUCAUGUUUCUUUAAAUGUCUUUUUUGGUAAACCUGGUCCCUGGUUUGAAGAUUGUGACUUGGAUGGUGAUAAGAAUUCCAUAUUCCAUGAUGUUGAUGGCUCUGUAACAAGAUACAAGGACACUUAUGUGGGUAGAAUGGACAACUACUUGAUCAGACAUCCUGACUGUGUUAAUAUGAUCAAGUGGAACGGAAUUAUUUGCAGUGGGACCUAUGCCCAGGUUUACGUGCAGACGUGGAGCAUGCAAAAUCUUACCAUGAUUAUCACACGGGAUGAAUACCCAUCCAAUCCCAUGGUACUGCGAGGGAUUAACCAGAGAGCUGCAUUUCAGCAGUAUCAGCCAGUAGUAAUGCUAGAAAAGGGAUACACCAUUCAUUGGAAUGGACCAGCCCCACGAGCUACCUUUCUUUACCUCAUAAAUUUCAACAAGAAUGACUGGAUUCGAGUUGGCCUCUGCUAUCCAUCAAACACCACUUUUCAAGUUACAUUUAGCAGAUAUCACAGGCAGAAUGGCAUUUCUACCAACAUGGAAGAAUAUGAGCCUGUGCUUUCAAUGGAAGAACUGGAGAGGAAGCCGUCUGACAGGAAGUUCUAUUUCGAUUAUGGCACAGGAUUGCUAUUUCUGUACCUCAAAGCUAAAAACAAUAGACAAGGUCACAGUUAUUGCUCAUCUGAGGGAUGUGAACGGAUCAAGAUACAAGCAACAACUAGCUCAAAAGAGAUCAGUAAUUGCAUGGCUAAAGCUUACCCAAAGUAUUCCAAGAAACCAUCAGUCACGAAGAAGAUGCCAGCAAUGUUAGCUGGAUCCUGUCAAGGCUGUGGUGCUCAUCAGAUGGUGUAUACCAGUGAUCCUCACAAGUUCUAUCUGCCUAUACAGUUCCAGUCACCAAGUAAAGCAGACAUUCAACGUGGAAAUAAAUCCUUCAUCUCUGUCAAUGGCACCAACUAUCCGCUCACAGGUGUGGGUCUGUAUCUCCUUGUUGUGGAUGCCUGUAGUGUUCCUUGCAGAAUAUCUGAAAACAAAUUAUUCUCUUUUGCUGAAGUUGAACGAGUAAAAGAAUAUUUAAAAACAUCAAUUCCCGCAAGGUCAAUUGUUCUCAUGAGCACAAGAGGAGAAAUAAAAAAUCUGAAUAUUUCUGAAGCAUUAGUACAUCUGGGAUUAGCCAAACCAGCUCAUCUUCAUAAUAAAGGAAGUAUAGUAUUCCUGGGAUUCAGUGGAAACUUUAAACCAGCAUGGACUAAGCUGUUUACCAGUCCUGUUGGACAGGGCCUAGGGCUACUUGAAGAAUACAUACCUUUACAACUGGAAGAGUAUGGCUGCGACAAAGUCAACAGUAACCGAAGAAGAGACUUGGAACUUUUAAAGAGAGCUUCAAGAGCACAUUAGAGACUAAAAUGUAACUUAAGUGCUGGGGGGAAAAUGUGAACUAACUUAUUUAAUUUAUGGCAUUUUAAAUGACACUGUUAAAACCUGAGGAAAUCAUUUUGCUGUUUGUGAUAGAAAGAAGCCUGGAUUGACAGCUUCGACACCCGUCUGUGCACCUUCUCAUUGUACAAAAUGUUAAAGAAUCUAUUCCUAUUUGUAAAGCCAGUUUAUUCAGAGUGUCUCUUUUCCCUUUCCCUUGAUGCCCUUCCCUCUCCCUGGCCCCAUCUUAGUUUGUAUUUACUGUAAACAGUUUUCUACUUUUUGUAUUGUGGGGAAACCUGGGGUGUCCACAAGGAUGUCCCUAAAAUUAUUUGGGGGCAAGUCUUGUUGCACCUUGGAUUACUUGAAGUCUGACAUUCAGUUGUUGUGUCUUGUAACUGUUUGAACUCAUCAGGUAACAUGUGGAGAUGAUUCUUUUGUGCCUGCCCUCAGGCAGAUUUUGAGGAUUUUACAUGUUACUGACAGACUUUAUUUUUGUUGUUUUUAAGUGGCAGCUCAGGUGUGGCUCCUGUCCUUGUAUGGACAUGGUCACUUUGUUCACUUUUACACUGAGUUUAUUGUGUGUGUGCGUGCGUGUGUGUGUGUGUGUGUGUGUGUGUGUGUGUGUGUGCAUGUGUGCGCGCAGUUUUCAAAUAGUGAAAUGAACUGGGAAGAAAGGGCUAUUUUUAAGAUAAGAAUUUCUUAACCUAUGAACAUCAGGAGAUUUUUUUUUUAAUUUCAGUAUUAAAGUUUGAAGUUGAUUGGGACCAUUUUGCAGCUUUAAUCCUUAGCCUGCGCUAGCUGUAUAUUUGUGUCUUAUGUGCAGUGCUAAGUUGGAUAUUUACACUAGUUACUCAUAUUUAAUAAUCAGGCUCUUUUCCUGACCUGUGACUUUUCAGAACCUUGGGCCUUGUUUGGGCUACAGUGAUGCUUAAGUCCUUCUGCUCACAGAUCUGCCUAGGAAGCUAGCUACCUCCUGACAUGGUUAUUCCCAAGGGUAAGGGAAUGAGUUUCUGGGUCUAUUCUGAAGCCCCAGAUCUCAUCAAAGAAAUAUAGGAUCAGACCUUUUUAUAGUCUAGGAAGAGGAGGUUAUGCUGAUUUUUCACAGUUUUGAGGUUAAGUAGAACAAAGUCAUAACUGUACCCCCUUUCACUCUCCAUUUAUGUGCAUGACAUGGAUAAUAAGCAGAGUUCCAUGCAGCAAGCUAGACCCUUUAGGCAACAGAUUAUAGGAUACUAGAUUUAGAACUGGAAAGAACUUUAGAGAUCUUCUAAUCCAAACCCUUCAUUUCAUGGAUAAGGAAAUGAAGGGAUAGAGAGUGACUUGCCCAUGGUCACAGAGAUCCUAAUUGUAAGAGCCAGGAUUCAAACCUAGGUCCUCUGCCUUCAAUCUAGUGUUCUUUCCACUGUAUUACACUGCUAAGCCAAUAGGAAAAGGAAUCAAUAGGUGGGUACCUGGGUCCUUUGUCACUGAGUUAAUCAGGUUUUAUAAAUAAAACAAGUGAGGGUAGGGGCAAGUUGGGAUUGCUAGGAGAGAUAGAAGUUAGGGGAAGGGGUUGAACAUUAAUACAUACAACUUCACUUUCUUCAACCAUAUGCAGGGGUGGGCAUGACAGUGCCUUUGAGCAAAGGGGAAAUUGUUGAGCAGCUCUGACUUUUUCUAUUAUUUUACAAAGUAUGCUACCUCAAAGUGCUACCAAUAAAACUUUACCAAUUGUAAAA
This is a messenger RNA of Dromiciops gliroides (monito del monte), 6019 nucleotides long. It is a transcript of the gene CEMIP2, whose product is annotated as cell migration inducing hyaluronidase 2. The transcript is spliced from 24 exons. Bases 132 to 4280 code for a protein of 1382 amino acids. The record is from RefSeq and is a predicted model, not a curated record. Lineage: Eukaryota; Metazoa; Chordata; Mammalia; Microbiotheria; Microbiotheriidae.